UCGGAGUGCGCUUUAUUCCUUAGUGAUGUGAGGUAGCAACCGAGACACCAGCGCAUUCGCUUCAGCGGGCAAGUGGAGGGAGGGUGUGUGUUGGGAAUACAAAAUAAAAAAUAACAUAGUGAAUUGCUUUUGAAGUUGGAGACGAGUCGAGAGGGAGACUUUUUGGGGAUUUUAAAAGGGGAGGGGGUGAAAUGUUUUAGGAGUGACGUCAGAGAAGAAAGUAUGCACCCCUGGAGACGGCUGUGUUCCUCACCGCUGCUCAAGCCCCAUUCAUGGCAGCAGCGGGGGGGCCACUAGUUGCAGUAAAGUCUGUCCCGGUGGCUUUCCAGGGCAAGCCCCGGAAAAGCACCGAUCUCAAGUGCACGGAGAAUGCUGAAAAGCAGCGGGGCAGCCCAAGAAAAAGGGACUGCGGCUGCGAUAUCUUGUUGGGAGCGUGCAGGGCAAGGAGCGUAAGCCCAGCUGCAGUACCACCAACUCCGCCCGCGCCUGCCAGCUUGCCCCCGUCUUCUCCGCAAGAGCGACACGGGCUCCACAGCAACCGCCCCCCCAGGCUAACUAGCAUGGAAGAGGAUGUGAUACUUCAGCAACUUUCUUCAGGUACGCAGACUGCGGGCAGACGGGUAGAAGCCAUCAAGGCAACCCGUGGUCACAUCCACUCUAACCCCGGGAAGCUUCUGUUUAAAAAGAGAAAGGAAUUGCUGACUGCGGUGGUAGAGGUGCUGGAAAAAGAUGCCAGACGAGACGUCAAAGCCGAAUGUGUGCAGCUGGUCUGUGACAUAGUCCAGAUACCGGACCCGGAGCUGGACCGCUUCAGGCAGGCAGUGCUGCCUGGGCUGCUGAGCGAUCUGAAAGACGAGAGCCCGGCAGUGCGCAAGGAGCUGGUUCAAACUUUGCACAAGUGUCUGAAGUACAGCCACAGCCCGGAAAAGAUGUUAUCAACGCUGGUCGAGCACGGCUUGGAAAGCCCAGAGGCCAGUGUCAGGACCGCCACAACCGUGAUUUUACCCAUUCUGCUUAACAAAGACUUUCACCGUGUCGACUUGUACGACAUAAUAGAGGCUUUAACCAAGAAAUUUACCAAUGUCAGUCGCAGCAGCGGCCCUAACGACCCUGUGGUGGCGUUCUCCACUUUGGAUUACAUACGGCAACACGUUGUUGUCGGGCAAGAGGAAUUUAAUGCUUACCUGAAACGCCUGCCCCCCGGCAUGAGGCGAGAUUAUAACCGUUUUAUAGAUGAUAACUUUGAGCAGUUUUCCCUUGACCCAGAGUCUAAUAAUAAUAAUAACCCGAGAUCGGCAAAAAAGAGAGGCAGGCGGCCCAGCCCAAGACCCACAGCGGCAGGCUCCAGAGGCAGCCCCUCUCUAAAUGAUGCCCCUUUGAUUUUGUCACCUUUGAAGGAGCACAGCGGCAUGAAGUAUGGCAUUGUACCCCUGGACCUGCACAGCCGGCUGCUGGACCUCAAGGACUACAAGGCCAGGACCCACGCCGUGGAAGAGCUGAAGAGCGUCGUCUCCCACACCGAUUUGUCUUCUGUGCCUUCUGCCAAUGUGCUCGGGCUGAUCGGGUUCCUGUGCAGCCUGCUCGAUGACAGCAACUUCAAAGUCACGCACAGCACUUUGGAGAUCCUCAACUUGCUGGUGGUCAAGCUGGGGCGCCACGUGGAGCGCUUCCUCCGGGCGAUGGUGACCACCGCGGUCAAGGUCCUGGGAGACAACAAGGCAGUCACCAAGCAGGAGUACAUGAAGGUCUACAUGGGGCUGAUGAAGAACGCCGGCCCCCAAAAGCUGCUGGACCUGCUGCUGGAGAACGUCAAGCACAGGAACUCCAAAGUCCGAGAGGAGGUCAUCAAUAUCAUCAUUGCCUCCCUCCUGACCCACCCCAGCGAGGACUUUGACCUGCCGAAACUCUGCUUCGCCGUGGCUCCAGCCCUGGCUGACGGCAAGAGAAAGGUCCGGCAUGCCGCGCUGGAAGUCUUCGCAGUUUUGGCUUCUUCCAUGGGAUCCGGCAAAAUGCAACCCCUGGUCAAGGCCGUUGACCAGGUCGAGCUGCACGAAGACGUGGAUGGCCUGAUGGCUGCAGUUCAAGCCCGUCUGGCUAGACGGACUCUCCCGAAGCUGACCGCACACGGCUUGGUGGAGUAUGCUGUCCCCAUCGCAUCCUCCGCUCAUGGUAGAGCUCCUCAGCCGGUGCCUCAGGGAGCCGAUACGGAGUGGCUGCUUGGGGGCGGAAGGACCUCCAGCGCGACCAGCAACCGGGGGGACACAGAGAGGGAGCCCCACCAGGGCCACAGGUCUACCAGCCCACAGGGCGAGGAGACCACGAUGCACAGAAGGGUGCUGAGCGCCAGCAAAGGGAAGAAUAAACUGCCUUGGGAAAACACCAACACCCCAGCCAAGACACCCUUCCAGCCAGCCAAAGCACCCAACGAUACUGAUACUAUUACAAAGGAACAGGUUUCACAAUCUCCUAAACUGAGGCGUUCACCAACACCGCCAGCAAACGAUGAGCUGUUCAUCACCAGAAAGUCAGCCGUGAAACCUGCCAAGCAGGGCAACGUGCAGGCCGUGAAUUUGGAGAAUUCAAGCACUUUGACAAGCGCUGGUGCAGCAGAGUGGCACCAGCCCCGCAUCUCAGGAAAGCAGGGGCUCCUCGGGUACUCCAGGAGCAGCGGCAGUGUGGAUUCAGAUCUGCAGUUUUUGGGGACCAGCAGCCAGUUGGAGAAAGCACCCCUCCACGCCAGUCUGAACCUCUCCACCAAGCCCCAGAGGGGCCUCUACAGCCACCCCAGCAUUGAGCGCACCCUGUCCGGCCCCAACAGUGCUGGCGGUGGCAGCAGCAGCAGCAUCGCCUCACAGGGUGCCUUCAUCCUGCCAUCGUACCCACUGUCCUCCCCCGGGAGCGGGCAGCUCCACACCACCCCUCCCAGGAAGGGCACGGAGGACAGCGUAGGAUUCUCCAACACCUGGCCCAGCAAGCCACUCGAUGGCACCUCCAACUCCAGCCCUUGCAAGAGGCUGCCCAGCUCCAGGACUGACGACACUCAAGUAGACCUGACCCAGGAGAAGCACUCUCCAGUCCCCCUGAAACCUGCUCUGAUUCGAACACCUUCCUCCCGUCGCGGCAUUAAUGGGACCAAGCCGGUGCCCCCCAUCCCAAGGGGGCCCUGCUUACCCAGCCUCGCUGACGGAGGAGGGAGGGAUCCCAAGAAGGCAGGGGGGACCGAGGAGUCUGGAGGAGAGACGAGCCUCGCGCUGGACCUGUCCGAGCUGGACGUGAAGGAUGAUGAACCUGACCACGAAGAGAUGAUGAGCUCCCUCCGCUCCCUGCGGUACAGCGCAGCGAAGAAGCGAGCAAAGCUGAGUGGCAGCCCCCCGGUGGCCGAGAGCCUGGACUCUGCGCUGAAGCUGGAGCUGACCCUGGACUUCUCCUCCCUCGCCUCGUCCACUUUCACCAGCCCCAUCAGCGAGAGUGGCGUCUCCAGCCCUCCGGAGCCCCUGAGCUCCCCGCUCGCCCCCACACCCCCCACCAACACCAAUACACUGCGGAACCACAGGACCAUGUCUGAGAGCUUCAAUCCAUUUGCCACAAGACCACGCCUGGCAGCCACACCAGACAUGAAGAGCACUCGCCCUGUGGAGUACAGCCCUGACCAAGGAGUGUCCUUCCGCGACAGAGCAACAUCGGAUGUGAGUGUCGUCGGGCAGAGAAUGGGAUACACGAAUGGAGCUGUGGAGGUUGAGGAGGGGAGGCUGGGAGAACCAUCUCUGACCACUGCUAAAAUGCACAGAGGCUCAAAGCCCACUAAAGGUUCCCCAGCAUCCUUGGGGAACACGCAGCAACAAAAUAACCACGAAGUGACCUCUACCAGCGGAAUGCAUGAAGAUUCUGUUGUCAUUGUUGGCAAAGGUGUGUUUGGAAGCCCAACGGCUUCGUUGACCUACAGCCAGGCCAUGCUGUGCUCUGCAGAGAACGGGGACAGUGCUGGGAAGCACGGCACAGAGACCCCCCCCGCCGUCUACGGGAAAUCUGUCCAUCAGAACAGCCACGGCACCUUUGAGAGCAGCGACCAGGCUGAAAGAGAAGUGACAGUGGCCAUCUCCAAGUCAGCCCGUGAUAAGAUGAGAUGGAGGAAGAACAGGGUAGAGAGGGAGCAGCUCCUGAGGGAACAGGAGAGGAAGGAGAGACUGGAGGAGAGCCUGAGGGAGCGCCUGAGGGCAAUCGACGUCGACAGCAGCCCGGACGAUCUGAGUGUGAACGGAGGUGUGCUUCUGAAAUCCAAGGCUGAGUCUGUGUCAGCAGAAAGCACCCCCCUCAGCCCCCCUCCCUUGAAAUUGGCGCCUAGCUUGAGGAAGGCACGCUCCCCCAGCUCAGACGAGGUGUCUGCUGGCUCCCAGCCCCAGCGCAAGCAGAGGGCCAGGUCCGCUCCCCGCACCAGUGAGACCGUGGAGCCCUCAGACGUGCGGCCCUUCUCCAAACCCGAGCAAGCGCUCCCCGAGGCCCUCCGGCUCAUGGCUGACGACGACUGGGAAAAGAAGAUCGAAGGCAUUGGCUUUGUAAGAACUUUAUCCAUCUACCAUCCGGAUGUGCUGGCGACGAGGCUUCACGACAUAGCGCUCGCUGUGAUUCGCGAGGUGAAGAACCUGCGUUCGGGCGUGUCCCGUGUGGCGGUGUUGUGUCUGGGGGACAUGUUCACCCACCUGAAGACCAUGGAGCAAGAGCUGGACGGCACCGUCAGAGUGCUGCUGCACAAAGCAGGAGAGUCCAACACCUUCAUCAGGGAGGACGUGGACAAAGCCCUGGGCGCCAUGGUCAGCAACGUGACUCCGGCCAGAGCGCUGUGCGCACUCAUCGCUGGGGGCUCCAGUCACCUGAACUCCGUGGUGAGGAAAUGCACCGCGCUGCAUCUCUCUGGGCUGGUGGAGAGGAUGGGGCCAGGCCGUCUGCUCUCCGGAAUCAGAGACGUUACCGAUCGACUCUUACCAGCCGUUGCAAAGUUCACCCAGGAUAGCUCUCCGGAAACCAGAUACUACGGCCGUCGGAUGAUUUACCUCAUGAUGUCACAUCAAGACUUCGACAAAGUGCUCGAAAAAUAUUUAACGCCAAAAGACCUGCCGUACAUCAAGGAUACUGUGCACACUCUACGGCUGAAGGGCCUGGGAGAAAUCCCCCAGGACGCCCCAUCGGCAAGGGGGAGACGAUCACUCCCUGGCAGCGGCACGAUCCGGGCGUCUUCCAACACCCGGGACCCCCACAGCUCCAUCGCCAGAGAGCCCGGCGAGUCGACCUGGAAGCCAGCUGUGCGGAACCUUGUGGAUAACCACGAGUUCAUUAAGCAGCUCACCGGCACGCUCAACUCCAAGGACUUCAGGGAGCGUGUCAAAGGGAUCCACCAGCUGGUGUCAGAAUGUGAAACAAACCAGGACCUUGUUGUUUCUAACAUGUUUCCGAUUUUCGAUGCCUUUAAGACCCGCCUGCACGACUCCAACAGCAAAGUGAGCCUGAUGGCCCUGGAGUCCCUGCAGAAGAUCAUCCUCUUGCUGGGGAACCACCUGUCCCAGGUCGUCUACAUCCUGGUCCCUGCCAUUGUGGACACCAACCUAAACUCCAAGAACAGCGCGAUCUACACUGCGGCCAUCAAUGCCCUGCACUGUCUGUCUGAGCAGCUAGAUAACAGCAUGCUGCUCCAGCCUUUCUGCACCAAGGCUCAGUACCUGACUGGGAGGGCCAAACAGGACAUGACUGAAAAGGUGGCAGAUCUCGUGACAGAGCUGUAUCCACGAAAGCCUCAGCUGGUGGAACAGAGGGUGCUGCCCCUCCUGUGGCACCUCGUGAGCAAUGUGAGCAGCGGCAGCACUCUGCCAGGGAAGGGGAGCAGCAUGCGGGGCUCCACCGCCAAGCUCUGCCAAGCUCUCUCCGCACACAUGGGCGACAGCAACCUGCUGAGCCUCGCCGCCAACAAGUCUCCACAAACCAGCAAGAACGUACUAGAACUGCUGGAGAUUACUACCUGAAUCCACAAUCGAAACACGCACUGACACACUCACACACACACACACACACACACACACACACAGACACACACAUGGAUUUAAAAAACUACAAUGAAAAAAACUAUUUUAGAAAAAACCUAAAAAGAAAAAAAAAUCAAUCUACAGCAAGAUGUUUGCUUGAGAACGAAUGACAUUAUUUUACAGUGAUGAUCACAGUGCCUGCACUUUUUUAAUGGGGAGAAUUUCCAAAUAGCACAAGAGGGAAGCGAGCGUCUUGGAAUCAACACUACAUAAGCGCUAGAUCCGAAUCAAAAGAAGAGAACUAGACUGAGAUUAUUCAAUGAAAGACUUCCUGCGCAGUGUGAAGAACACAAAUAUAUAUUAUGAGCACCAGAUCAGGUUGAACGCCUUUUUUUAAAAGCAGGUUCCCCCCCACCCAAAAAAAACCAAAAAAAACCCCAACGUUGCUAUUUUUGCACACCACGGAGCCAGCACACAUUGAAGCUGUGUGGAUCAGUUACGAAUAUAAAAUGAGCACGAACUUCUGAAAAGUUGCUACAGAAUGUACGUUCCUAUAAUGCACAAAAUACAGUUCCUGUUCAAAAUUGAACAUGUAUGUGAGUUUUUCUUUUUGUUAACAUGUUGCAAAGAUCUUUGUGAUUCACUGGGAUGUCUUUAAAGAAAAAAAAAAAGUGACUGGGGUUUAGUGUUUUGUAUCAGUCUUUAUGACAAAAACAAAAAAAAUAUUUCAGUGGUUCUCAAACUUUCUAAAAGUGCGACUCCUCUUAAAUGGAUCCUCUGUGUGUUAUUAACAUGCAUCUCAAUAUAUUAAAGGGAUCCUCUCUGUAUUAUUGACAUGCAUCUCAAUAUAUUAAAGGGAUCCUCUGUGUGUUAUUGACAUGCAUCUCAAUAUAUUAAAGGGAUCUUCUGUGUUAUUGACAUGCAUCUCAAUAUAUUAAGCGGUGGGACGUUUCAAUAUUAUUUAAUAAUAUUGACAGGUACAAUUUUUUAAUUUGGUCGAAAAACAGAAGUAUUAUUUGUACCAAAUCACAGUAAAAUAAAAGACAAACAAAAACAAACGGUACCCCAUGAAAUUCUCAACGAAAGAAAGCAGAGAAGCGCUGUUCUGAACAGCAGAAUGUGCGUUAUUUAUUGCAUGUCAUGUAUGCACUGGCUUCCUUUGCAUUCAUUACAUGGUUGCUACAGCCGUAUUUAAAUUCUGUCUUGUUUAGCGAAUGCAAGCUUGGUGAUUUGUUCCACUGAAUACAUCUCGAGCAGUGUUUGCUCCAAUAUUACUUGUCCCAGCGCUGCAAUAUAUUAUGAUACAGUGGACCCUGUUCACAAAGCUUUAGCUCAGGUGUUUCUUAAAGAAUGUGUUUUUUAUAUAUAAUUGCACAGCUGUCUAACAGCUGUAUGUCUAACAUAUCUGUCAGAAUGGGCACUUUUUUAAUUAUUUACUAGAUACUGAUAGCAUGAGCACAGCCAAACCCAGACCUCUUCUAUCACAGAACUGAUGCCACUGGGCUCCACGCGCACAACCAAACCCAGACCUCUUCAAUCACAGAACUCAUUCCACUGGGCUCCACGUGCACAGCCAAACCCAGACCUCUUCAAUCACAGAACUCAUUUUGCUGGGUUUCUCGUUGUACAGUAUUUGUGAUUUAUUAUUA
Molecule: messenger RNA, 7660 nt
Organism: Polyodon spathula (Mississippi paddlefish)
Lineage: Eukaryota; Metazoa; Chordata; Actinopteri; Acipenseriformes; Polyodontidae
Product: TOG array regulator of axonemal microtubules protein 1-like
Exons: 22
Coding region: 273-6011 (1912 amino acids)
Biological process (GO): microtubule cytoskeleton organization
Cellular component (GO): cytoplasmic microtubule; cilium
Molecular function (GO): microtubule binding
Source: RefSeq, a predicted model, not a curated record